Dibothriocephalus latus is the source of this 291-nucleotide messenger RNA. The record is from the annotation of a GenBank genome assembly. NCBI's taxonomy places the organism in Eukaryota, Metazoa, Platyhelminthes, Cestoda, Diphyllobothriidea, Diphyllobothriidae.
AUGGCAGAAGAAGAUCAACCUUUUUACGAAAUCGAUUUAGACGAUUCUGUUUCUACUAGGUCCUACGCAUCAGUCGAUCGGGAUGAACCUAAUGCUUUUCAGAUUGCUAUUAAGCUGCCCCCGUACAAGGUUCGUGACCCUACAGUUUGGUUCAAACAGAUCGAGGACGUUUUCGCCACACGUACUAUUACUAGCGAACGUACACGUUACGCGUAUGUCGUUCAGUACUUACCCUUCGACGUCACCUAUGCAGUUCAGGAUCUUCUUUAUCCUAUUCUCUAUCCUAUCUAA